UUUUGCGAACUUGAUCUAUCAAAAAUCGAGAUCAGCUGAUGGGAACUGACUCACCACUUCCCGGACAAUAACCACGACGAGGUGAGAAAAGUCCAAGCUGGUUCUCCUUCUGUUUCUGCUGAGGCGGGUCGGACCGAGCUGCUGGAUCCGGAUUCAGGCUUUGAAUCCAUGAUGGCGAGUGUUUGAGCCUCCUCCUCCAAACAUAAAGCAGUCCAAAGAUGUUCCUCGGGGGGAGAGUCUCCUCUCAUGUCCUCCUGUCUCCUGCGCGGGAGACGGCGGCGCUGCAGGUCAACCCGGCCGCCGUCCCCGCCCUGGAGAUCAAACUGGGGGCGCUGGUGGUGCUGCUGUCCGUCACGCUGCUGUUUGGAUUCGGCCCGUUCUGCCUCGUCCGGGGGGCGGGCUCCUGCAGUGCUGAUCCAGAUGUGCGCCGCAGGCUGCUGAGUCUGAUCAGCUGCUUUGCCGGAGGAGUUUUCUUGGCCACCUGUCUGCUGGGCCUGCUGCCAGACUACCUGCAGGGCGUCAACCAGGCCUUCAGCCAGGCAGGAAUCACGCUCCAGUUCCCUCUGCCUGAGUUCAUCAUGGCCAUGGGCUUCUUUCUGGUCCUGGUCUUGGAGCAGAUCGUCCUGGCCUUCAAAGACCAAUCAGCCUCUCAUGCCGAGGAGCGUCGGGCUCUGCUGGUGGACUCUGGCAUCCAGGCAAGUGACAGGAACGGUCGUCAUCUGUCCCAUCGCCGUCAUGGGUCACAAGACUCUGAUGGCGGCCACUUCCACGUGGACUUUGGCUCCCAGUCAGCCCUGCGUGCCUUCAUCCUGGUCUUCUCACUGUCUCUGCACUCGGUGUUUGAGGGUUUGGCAGUGGGGCUGCUGGAGGAGGGGAAGGAGGUGCUGGAGAUCUGCCUGGCGCUGAUGAUCCACAAGAGCAUCAUCUCGUUCAGCCUGGCCUUUAAGCUGUCCCAGGGCCGACUGCGGCGCUCGGUGGUAGCCGGCUGCGUCCUGCUGUUCGCUGCCAUGUCCCCGCUGGGAAUCGGUGUGGGCAUGGCCCUCACCGAGACCAGGUCGUCCCCACAGCACCAGCUGGCCCGCUUCACGCUGGAGGGGCUCGCAACGGGAACCUUCAUCUACAUCACCUUCAUGGAGAUCCUGCCACACGAGCUCAGCUCCGCCAAAAAUCGCAUCCCCAAGGUGGCCAUGCUGCUGGUGGGCUUCGCUGUGGUCACCGCCGUGUUGUUCAUCAAGCUGUAACCAUGGAAACAGACAUUUGACAAUAAAGUCUGACACAAAACAGAGAGUUCACACAUUUGGGAGCCAGUGAACACGACAACAAACCUCAAACCAGAAGCUUCUUUUAGAAGAUAAUUUGUCCUUAAAACAUGUCGUUUCUGUGCUUCUGGACGGCACUCGUAGAUUCUACUCGGUGGUAUUCAUUUAAACUAUUAACGAGGUAUUUUAAAGGAAUACUUCAACUUAAAUCUAUGAUUUGAAUAUCAAACAGAAUUGUGUCCAACGUAUUUCACUCUUCAGUCGCUGAUCCGCGUGUUCGGUAUGUUCACGACUUCAGGACACCUUCUGUAUGUUCUCACGGGUUUGUCUGAGGCGCAUUGAGCUGCAGAGGUGCUUCAAGAAGUCAGGAGAACAUCUGACGCUCACAACACGUCUGAGCAAACGAGGCUUCACACAAAGAGGAGGUUUGGACUUCGUUUGCUCUGUAAUCUCACCAGAAGCUGCCAUCUUCUUCUGCUUCCUCUUCAGAAAGUCACCUCAGACUGACCAGCAAAGUCUUGUCAAGGCAAUGCUUAUUCUGAUUGUCACUUAAUCAGAAGAUUAUUUUCUUGAUUAUUCCAUUGGUUUGGUCAGCCUGAGAUGAUGUCCUCAAAGACAUUGGGUUUACUGUCACAGAGGAGUGGAGAAAGAAGCUGGAAUUACUUAAACCGAUUAAUUGAAUGUCGAUUAGUUUAAUAACAAAACAGCCUCACGAGUUCUUAGACCCCGAGGUGACGUCUUCAGGCGACCAACAGUCCAAAGAUUAAAAAUAUUCACUUGACAGCCGAGAAAAGCAGCAAAUCUGCAGAAAACAUUUAGCUGUUUUUGUUUAAUAAUGACUUAAAUGGUUUUGAGUCAUUAAACAGGACGUAUUUUAUAGUCCAGCCUUAACACUAAACUGUCAGUCACUCUGACCAGUCACCAUUUUUACAAUCACACAAAAGUUUGCCUUGUACGUUUGUCUGACAUGUUUAAACGUUACAUUUCAUUAUGUUUCAGUUCUUGGGACGACGCGUUGCUUUAGCGUUAGCAUUAGCUUUGGGCACAAAAACCGCUCGCUUCUUUUGAGUAUCUUGUAUUGGGAAAUGUCACUGAAAGUGUCUGUUUUAGUGGGCUGAAGUGGUCUUGACCGGUUUGCCAUUUGUCAAAAUGUUUUAUGAAUCUUAUUGCAGAAAUGUUGAUGUGCUACACUGAGGCUGGGCAGCAUCUCGACCGCAUAUUCAUGGUUAUUAUCAAAAUCCUCAGCAAUAUCAAAGUAUUUGGUUUAAAAUAUUGUGAUAUUUAAUGUUGUCCGUGUGCUCCCGCCCUAAAACGUACAAAUUUAACACAUCUGUGGUUUGUUCAGUGCCAACGUUUGUUGGGCGGAGCGUCAGGCCGUCCGUCGGUGUCCCCAGCACGACACGUGACCCACACCCACCAGCCGUCAAUCACCUCACGUGAUCACGGAGCUCGUAGUUUUACAGGCUCCCGCUGGUUCAGGUGACCGGUGGACCGCAGAGGCCGAAAACUCGGCCUGCGGUCACCUGAAGCCGGGAGUUCAAGAGCAGAAAUGUGAUGAAAAAUUUAUUUUUGUAAUUCUGACACCAAAGUCUUUGAUCCAGAGUCGUUUUAGGGACUGCUGUGUUUUAAU
Molecule: messenger RNA, 2889 nt
Organism: Scatophagus argus
Lineage: Eukaryota; Metazoa; Chordata; Actinopteri; Scatophagidae
Product: zinc transporter ZIP1-like
Exons: 4
Coding region: 219-1241 (340 amino acids)
Biological process (GO): zinc ion transmembrane transport
Cellular component (GO): plasma membrane
Molecular function (GO): zinc ion transmembrane transporter activity
Source: RefSeq, a predicted model, not a curated record